This is a messenger RNA of Trichobilharzia regenti, 1443 nucleotides long. The record is from the annotation of a GenBank genome assembly. NCBI's taxonomy places the organism in Eukaryota, Metazoa, Platyhelminthes, Trematoda, Strigeidida, Schistosomatidae.
AUGUAUUCUGAACGCCUGAAGGACUUGGAAUACAGACGAAUACAAGAGGAGUCUUCACUCACUAAUUUCUCAAAUGCUGAGGCAGGAGAAAACUACCAAGAAUCUCAUGAUGAGCAAGCAGUGAUUGCUGAUAGUGGCUUCAAUCCAGCUCUAGCAGGGAUGGGUAUCGGUUACGCUAGUAUGCUGCUGGAGUUGUUGCUGUCUCAUCCUUUCGUUAUCAUCAGAAACCAGUGUCAAGUAAUAGGAUCAAGUCGUUAUCUGCACUUAACGCCAUUCUCACUAAUACCUGUAGUUAAAAGAUGUGUACAGUUCCAAGGUUUAUCAUUUUUUUCCAAAGGCUUAGGCAGUGUACUUAUUGUACGCGGAUUAAACUUCAUGACAGAAAAUUUGAUUUGUGAAGUCACCUCACUACCGAAAGAGGUUUCGAAAUCCAGUCCAUUCAAACGUCUGCUUGGACAUCUGUUACUGAAAGUUUGUUCAUGGGUGAUUGUUACCCCAUUUUAUGCAGCAAGCAUUGUUGAGGUUGUUCAGUCGGAUAAAGCUUCCGAACCAACAACACUUCUGUCUUGUUUCCGGGAUGGACUUUAUCGAUUAAUUCACAUGCCUUCAUCCCCAAGACUAGGUUCAGCAGGUUCGAUGUUUCGGAGUGGACCGACUGUAAGAAGUAUUCCCAUUGCAACGUCACGUCUGUUGCCUGUUUGGCGUCUUUUCGCACCUGUCGUUUUAUUAAACGUCGGGCAUUACGUUGUCAAAUCAUUUGCAAGCAUUAUUGCUUUAUCUUAUUGGAAUGGAUAUGAUGACCGUCUAGAACGAGAUGCUGAAAUAGAUCUCAAUUAUAAGACUGGUGGUCUAAGUCGCAACAGGCUUUCUCCGGGAUUCCCGACACAUUAUUCAACACCGAGUACACAACCAACUUCUGUUAGUGAGCGUCAUGCAAGUGACUCAGCUACUUUGGCUUACCAGCGUCAAGACACUGCUUUACAAGCUAUUUAUAAUCGUUACUAUACAGACUUGCUAGCUGGGAUAACGGCUAAUUUUGCUGCAGACGUUGUACUUUAUCCCGUGGAGACAAUAGUAUUGCGCCUGUGCGUUCAAGGUACACGUACUCUCGUUGACAACAUGGAUACUGGGGAUGUAGUUGUGCCAAUAGUCUCAUCAUAUGACGGCUUCUUUGAUGCACUGCGUUCUACCUUUGACUUACGUGUUGGAUUUUUGGGAUUGUAUAGAGGUUUCGGUGCUCUUCUAGCGCAAUAUGCCCUUCAAGCAUUAUUUAUUUUUGCGAUCCGGUGUUUAUAUGAACACCUCCUUUAUCUUUGGCCCCCACCACUAACUGAUGAAAAAGUAUCCGCAAAACCUAGCUCCAGACCAAACGUUUCUUCUGCAUUCGAUGAUACUGAGUCUGUCGCUAAUGAUGACUCGGAAACUACUGGCGAUAACUGGUGA